GAUCGUUUGGGCCUUGGUGUCAUUGAUAAUAAAUACGAUGUCGCGAUUUCAACUGCCUGUCCUGCAUUGAACAACAUCGUGGUUGAUUCUAUUGAACUUGGACAAACUUGUGUAGAACAUCUUAGAAAGAGCAAUUUAGUGACUUUAGAUGGCGAAUUGAUUGACAAAUCUUGCACUAUGAGUGGCGGAAGUACCCAAUUUGAACUAUCAAAGUUAGAGAUGUAUGCUGAUGCUUGCGUAAAAGUAUUACCGAUAAUGAAAGAGAAUAGUCGAGUUACGAUGAUACCAGGCGUAUGGGACAACUUCGAACACAAAUUGAUCAUCUUACACGAAUUGGAUAGAUUGAAACGUCAACCUUCUAAAAUUGAAGAAGAGAUUAAGAUUUUGCAAGAUAAGAUUUUGGAAAUUGGGAGUGAUAAACUUCGAGCUCAAAAAUUCUUAGCAAAAAAUGAACGAGAAUUAAAGAUAGAAAAUUUUACAAAAGAUAUUCAACAGAAAGCUAUUGUCGCACGUUCCAUUUGCAUUAAAGCCGAUGAAGCCAAAUCUUGGUUGUUUUUAGAUGAUUGCUCUUGGGAGAAUGCCGAGCUUGAAUGUUGUGAUAGCAUGGAUCCCUUUUCUGAAGGUGUUAUUUUGUGUUAUGCCGCCGAAAAAGAGUUGGAAAAAUAUUUCGAAUUUAUCUGGUGGAGAAAAGUAUUUGCUCUGCACCAUUUCAAAUCUACACUCAUAAAUGUUAUGGAUGAAAUUGAUGCGGCUUGGAUUUCGUAA
Molecule: messenger RNA, 765 nt
Organism: Funneliformis geosporum
Lineage: Eukaryota; Fungi; Glomeromycota; Glomeromycetes; Glomerales; Glomeraceae
Source: the annotation of a GenBank genome assembly